Molecule: messenger RNA, 1557 nt
Organism: Monosiga brevicollis MX1
Lineage: Eukaryota; Choanoflagellata; Craspedida; Salpingoecidae
Exons: 5
Cellular component (GO): cytoskeleton
Source: RefSeq, a predicted model, not a curated record
GUGUUGGACCAGCUCCAAGAUGACCCCGCUCUCGGCAAGUUUCGCGACGAGUACGCCAAGCUUCAUGAUGCCUUUCAAAAAUCCCAGCAGAAUGAACAGCGCCUCAUGGUCAAAUGCCGUGACCUCAACGCUGAGCUUGUUGCUAAUGCAGCCAAAGUGCAAUCCGCCAUGCAGGGCGCCCACGAAGAGGAAAGCACCAUGACCCAGCUCAAGCGCGAGGUCGAAGAGGCUUGGAAACUUGUAGAUGGGGCCCGCGAGCAUGAGAGCAAGCUCAAACAGGACGCCGAAGAAUUGCGCGAGGAAAUUAUGGCCCUGCACCAGCAGAUUGAGGAUGCCAACGCAGAAGCCGAGGCACACAAUGAACAACUGCAAGCCGCCAUUGCUACUCGCCGUGAGCUCGAGGUCGAGCGAGACAACAUGUCCGAGCAGAUUGUCAAGCAUACGCGCGAAAUUACCGACCUCCAAGCGCAACAACAGCAAGCCGAGGCUGCGAGCGUACAGAACGAGGCGCGAAUCAAGGAGCUGGAGGACCAACUGCAGGCCAAGCGAAUCGAGGCUGAUCGUGAGCAGCGUCGCAAGACUCACUUGGAACGUGAGCUUGCCGCCCAGAAGCAGGAAAUUGCUGAUAAGCAGGAAGCCCUGGGUGCCCUGGAUCAGAGCGUGGCCCAACGACAAGGCGAGCUGGCCGAUGCUCGUGAGGCCCUGCGGGCCAAGGACGAUCAGCUCGAUAAACUCCGGGGGGAAUUGGCUAACCUUGACAAGCGCAACGCCAAGCUCGAACGCCAGAUUGAAGAGGGGUUGCAAGCAAACCAAAAUGCCUUUGAGCUCACGGCUCGUCUCAAGCUGCAGCUCAAGGAGCGUGAGGAAGAGGCGGCCACCCAAUCCUCUGACCUCCUUCGUUUGCAAAAGCUGUACGAUGCCGUGCAACGAAAGCUCAAGCAAAGCGAGGAGGAUCGUACAGAGCUCAUCAGUCAGCGCGAUCAAGCCCUCAACGAGGCCUCAGCUCUUUCCCGCGAGCUCGAGGCCAUUCGCAAGCAAGUCGAGGCCGAUCGCAAGCGCCUGGACGAGCUGGCGCGCAACCGUGAUGCCCUCACCAAGAAGAUGCUGCAGGCUGGCAAGGAGACAGAGGUCCAGCAGGCUUUGGUCAAGAUGCACGAAAACACCACCAAGAGCCUGGAGGCAGAGAUUGUGACCUAUCGCAAGGAGGGUCACAAACAGCGUCAAGACAUCUCCAAGCUGGAGAAGGAGCGUGAUCGCCUGCUCAACGAGGCAGCGGCAGCGCAGCGCAAGGCGCUUGAGGCCAGCGAGGAGGCUUCACGGGCUGAAAACCAGACGGAAGAUUUGAAGAAGCGCUUGGCUGACACGGAGGAAAAGCUGCGCAACCAGCAAUCCGCCUAUGAGCAGGCACGCAACGAUCGCAACAUUUACAGCAAGAACCUGAUUGAGGCGCAAGAGGAAAUUGGCGACACAAAGCGUAAGCUCAAGGUGCUCACCCACCAGAUCGAGCAGCUCAAGGAGGAGAUUUCGGCCAAGGAGAACCAACUCCAGCGCGAGCAC